Messenger RNA from Oxyura jamaicensis (ruddy duck), 1797 nucleotides. RefSeq names its product glutamic-oxaloacetic transaminase 1 (gene GOT1). Gene Ontology annotation, biological process: L-aspartate biosynthetic process. Gene Ontology annotation, molecular function: L-aspartate:2-oxoglutarate transaminase activity; pyridoxal phosphate binding. Lineage: Eukaryota; Metazoa; Chordata; Aves; Anseriformes; Anatidae. The record is from RefSeq and is a predicted model, not a curated record. Gene Ontology annotation, cellular component: cytosol.
GGCCCCGCACCGGCCAUGGCCGCCUCCAUCUUCGCCGCCGUCCCGCGCGCCCCCCCGGUCGCCGUGUUCAAGCUGACGGCGGAUUUCCGGGAGGACGCCGACUCGCGGAAGGUCAACCUCGGCGUGGGCGCUUACCGCACGGACGAGGGGCAGCCGUGGGUGCUGCCGGUGGUGCGGAAGGUGGAGCAGAUGAUCGCCGGCGACGGGAAGCUGAACCACGAGUACCUGCCCAUCCUCGGGCUGCCCGAGUUCCGCGCCAACGCCUCCCGCAUCGCCCUGGGCGACGACAGCCCCGCCAUCAAGGAGAACCGGAUCGGCAGCGUGCAGUCCCUGGGCGGGACGGGCGCCCUGCGCAUCGGCGCGGAGUUCCUGCGGCGGUGGUACAACGGCACCAACAACACGGCCACCCCGGUCUACGUCUCCUCGCCAACCUGGGAGAACCACAACUCUGUGUUUCUGGAUGCUGGCUUUAAAGACAUCAGAACCUACCACUACUGGGAUGCCGCCAAGAGGGGCCUGGACCUCCAGGGGCUGCUGGAUGACAUGGAGAAAGCUCCGGAGUUCUCCAUCUUCAUCCUCCACGCCUGCGCGCACAACCCGACGGGCACAGACCCUACUCCAGACCAGUGGAAGCAGAUUGCUGCCGUUAUGAAGCGCCGGUUCCUGUUUCCGUUCUUCGACUCGGCGUACCAAGGUUUUGCCUCUGGCAGCCUGGACAAGGAUGCCUGGGCUGUGCGAUACUUUGUCUCCGAGGGCUUUGAGCUCUUCUGUGCACAGUCGUUUUCCAAGAACUUUGGUCUCUACAAUGAACGUGUGGGGAACCUGACCGUGGUGGGGAAAGAUGCGGACAACAUGCAGCGCGUGCUUUCCCAGAUGGAGAAGAUCGUGCGCACCACCUGGUCCAACCCUCCCUCCCAGGGAGCGCGCAUCGUGGCGACUACGCUUACGUCCCCGCAGCUCUUUGACGAGUGGAAGGACAACGUGAAGACGAUGGCAGAUCGGGUCUUGCUGAUGCGCUCAGAGCUCCGGUCUCGCCUGGAGGCCCUGGGGACCCCGGGCACCUGGAACCACAUCACGGACCAGAUCGGCAUGUUCAGCUUCACGGGGUUGAACCCUAAGCAGGUGGAGUACAUGAUCAAGGAAAAACACAUCUACCUGAUGGCUAGCGGGCGUAUCAACAUGUGUGGCCUGACUACCAAGAACCUGGACUAUGUGGCCAAGUCCAUCCAUGAAGCUGUCACAAAAAUCCAAUGAAGCACAGGAACAACCAAACUUACAUGAAGUCACCAAAGCUGUAGUGUGUAGUCUGUAUUUCCGUGCUCAUAGCUUGCCUUGUCCACACCUCUUGGGGUUUAAUAAAGAUGGGAGCAGUAGCUCCAUCAGGGAUAAUCAUGACUUUUUUUUUUUUUUUUCUGAAAUACUCCUUGCAAUAUGGUAAGCCAGUGCGCCGGGAGGUGAGGGCAGCAUGAGCUGCCUUGGCUCUUGUUUGACUGACAGUAGCCUGGUCUUCAGGCACUUAGAGCUGCAUCUUUAGCACAUCCAAAUCAACUCCAUGUAACUGAUUGUUUUGAUCUAGGCUAAGGCCAGUACCAGUGCAAUGCGCUAUGGGAUAACAGCCCAAACAGUUGGGCUCAUACGGGUUGUGAAUUAAUGUUACUCAAUAGUAUUUUGUGGAGAGGCAAGGCCGUUGCUGGCUUCCUCCUACCAAUUUCUGAGCCUUAUGCGAGCAAACAUUCAUAAUUGUGAUAACUGCUUUGUGUUGCUGACAGAAAAUUAAACCUUCAUCUCUGAACACUA